Ilex paraguariensis (yerba mate) is the source of this 1282-nucleotide messenger RNA. Lineage: Eukaryota; Viridiplantae; Streptophyta; Magnoliopsida; Aquifoliales; Aquifoliaceae. The record is from the annotation of a GenBank genome assembly.
GGCGACGUGAUCGAAAGCAAACUGAUCUACACCAUAAAACCGAUUACCAACUCUUCCCCUUUCCCUGUUCCUUCUAUGGUGCAGUGAUUACUCUUCCAAUAACCCGCCUACUUUGUGUGUCAGUUCUUCGGAAGCCUCGAGAGAAAUUGGGCUACCCACCAACUGUGAGUAAGCUGGUGAACAAUGUUUAUGGUGAGGCAAGCUCCUCCUCUUCCUCUUCCUGGCGGAGCUUUAUCUAUAGAGAGAUGUGCCCUUAACUCUGCCCUUCAAUUCAUCCACCAAAACCCACAACCCCUAUUGUCCAACCGCAGACCUCCCAAAUUCCAAUCCACAAACACCUCUCGCACGACAAAGAGGCGUUGCCCCAAGCCUCUCACCGUCGCUAAUGCCAAAGCCAGUGGUGGUCCUACUGCUCCUACCAGAUAUAACCCCAUAACUUCUAAUAACGCCGAUGAUGCGGUAUCUGUUGUUGGUGAAGAGAGCGUCCCUCUCGAAGGUGUUAUUCAGUUCGAAAAACCCAAUUCCUCUAACCUUCUCAACAAAUGGGGUCGUGUGGCUUUACUUGCUGGUGGGGAUGUACUGGCUUUGCUUUUGUUCUCUGCUUUCGGAAGGUUCAGUCAUGGGUUCUCUGUUUUUGAUACCGAAACCUUACGCACCGCUGACCCUUUUAUUGCUGGAUGGUUUCUGAGUGCUUACUUCCUCGGUGGUUACGGGGAGGAUGGCCGAGGAAUGAAUGGUCAGUCCAGUGCUGUUAUUGCUGCUGCCAAAUCAUGGUCUUUGGGUAUUCCUUUGGGUAUAUUCAUCAGGGCCACAACAUUGGGCCAUAUUCCACCAACCAACUUUAUCCUAGUUACCAUGGGAAGCACUGCUAUAUUACUCAUCGGAUGGAGAGCACUGUUGUUUAGCAUUUUCCCUAAUGAUAAGAGCAAGAAGGAUGAUAUGUACAAGCAUGGCAGCCCAUUUGAACUGUUUGAGUUGCUCACGUCAUUGGUACGAAGAUGGUGAUGAUGAUUGCCUCUAUGAUGUGUUUGUAUAAUGAUGUUCUCCUUUGUUAAUUUUCCAAUGUACCUCUUUGGAUAUCCUCAUAUGUAUCAGCAACAGAAGUAAAAGCAGAAGUGGCAGGUGAAAAUUGUAAGAGGUAGUUAUUUUUCCAAUUUAUAAGAUUUGAAGUUACUAAACCUGAGUGCUAGAUUAGCUGAUUUUGUACAAAAUUAUGUUUCCUCUGUCCUCUAUUCUAAAGGAUAUUAACUAAAUUCUAAUCUGAAGAGACAUAGUUCUACAC